UAAAUUUUCAGGGAUACAGGCGAAUAGUACAAUAAUAGUGUUGAUAGUAAAAUUUUGCAUUUCGUUUUAUUAUAACAUCAAUCAUUGUUCUCAAACACAACAAUUAUUAAUUCCAUUUUGACAAUACAUUUUUUGUCUCACGCAGGUACCAAAGUUAUCGGCCGUGGUAUUUUAGCGGUAAAAUUUGAAUUACAUAUUGCAUGUUUUGACCGACGUAGACUACUUAACUUUUAUAAUUUCUGCGAGCACAAAAUUAAUUAAAUAUGUCCCGAAUUCGUGAAACGGUAAUCACAAACUGUGAAAGAAAGUUUUUGAUGAAGUGUUUAUCAGAUUGGACUAGGUUAGAUGGUCGUAGUUUUGAUGAAUUCAGACCCCUACGCGUAGAAUUUGGUAAAGAUUGGGGCAGUUGUUACGUCUCGUUAGGCAAAACACGUGUUUUAGCCCAAACGUCUUGCGAAAUUCAGCAACCAAAGUCGUCAAGACCUAGUGAAGGAAUUUUGAAUAUAAACAUUGAAUUGAAUCCAUUAGCCGCACCGCACUUUGAACCUGGUAGACAAUCUGAGUUAUCUGUGAGGCUGAAUAGAUUGUUAGAAAAAUGUGUGAAAGACUCUAAAGCGGUUGAUCUUGAAUCAUUGUGUAUUAAAACAAACGAAAAAGUUUGGGCUUUAAGGGUUGAUAUAAAUGUUAUUAAUCAUGAAGGGAACAUUUUGGAUUGUGCAUCUAUUGCAAUGUUGGCAUCGUUGGCGCAUUUUAGAAGGCCUGAUGUUACUUGUGAUGGAGAGGAGUUCAUCAUUCACAAUUAUCAACAAAGGGAUCCCAUUCCUACUGUGAUUCAUCAUUACCCAGUGUGUAUCACAUACUCAAUUUUUAAUGGAGGAGAAUUCGUAGUAGCAGAUCCUUCAUUAACUGAAGAAGGUUCAGCAGACGCCACAUUAACAAUAGGAUUAAAUGGUUUCAAAGAAUUGUGUGGUCUUCAUUUAGGUGGUAAAGCUGAAUUGAUGCCACAUGUAAUUCUCAAUACAGUGACCAAAGCCACACAUAGAGCAAAUAUAGUAAUUGAGGAGAUUAAAACAUCUAUAAAAAUUGAUAAUGAAGCAAGGACAAAAAAGUUACCAUUAGGUUUUCACACUGAGAGAAAAGGUGGCGCAAAUUCAGAUGUGUCUGAAAUUUCUUUACACCAUUGGCAAGAAAUCAAAAAGAGCAAGAAGAAAAAAAAUAAACAAAAACCUGUUGAACCAACAGAGAGUCCACAAAUUAAAGUUAUUGGUGAAGGAUUAGCAGUACAUGUCCCACAGGAAAAACCUGAUAGACAAGAAUCUUGGAUAGUCGAUAGUAGUGAUGAUGAUUUGAUGAUAGUGGAAAAGCCAAGAGAACAAAUACUUCUCCAUGACAGUGACAGUGAAGAAGAAAACGUAAUCAUCCUGGAUAGUAGUCAAAGAAAUGACUAGGAUUUUAUAAACUUUUAUUAUGUAAUUUACAAAUGCAAAUUUUCUCCUAAAAUUAAUUUUUCCAGAAAAUAACUUACAAUAAAAUUCGAUACUACUGAA
Messenger RNA from Zophobas morio, 1547 nucleotides. RefSeq lists its product as uncharacterized. The transcript is spliced from 6 exons. Gene Ontology annotation, molecular function: mRNA 3'-UTR AU-rich region binding. Bases 264 to 1448 code for a protein of 394 amino acids. Gene Ontology annotation, biological process: nuclear polyadenylation-dependent rRNA catabolic process; U5 snRNA 3'-end processing; U4 snRNA 3'-end processing. The record is from RefSeq and is a predicted model, not a curated record. Lineage: Eukaryota; Metazoa; Arthropoda; Insecta; Coleoptera; Tenebrionidae. Gene Ontology annotation, cellular component: nuclear exosome (RNase complex); cytoplasmic exosome (RNase complex).